This is a messenger RNA of Besnoitia besnoiti, 4275 nucleotides long. RefSeq lists its product as uncharacterized. NCBI's taxonomy places the organism in Eukaryota, Apicomplexa, Conoidasida, Eucoccidiorida, Sarcocystidae. Gene Ontology annotation, biological process: UTP biosynthetic process; CTP biosynthetic process; GTP biosynthetic process. The transcript has 32 exons. Bases 1 to 4275 code for a protein of 1424 amino acids. The record is from RefSeq and is a predicted model, not a curated record. Gene Ontology annotation, molecular function: nucleoside diphosphate kinase activity.
AUGGCGGUGACUCACAGAGGCGAAGGGGCGAUGCUCCUUAUGCUCCCCGAAGUCGUUCGAACAGAAAAGGUCAAGUCUGUUGUGGACCUCCUGCUUGACAGAGACUUCGAUAUCAUCAAAGAAAAAGAGUUCUGCUUCACACACGAUGAAGCAGACGCCUUCUUUCAGGACGCACCCUGCGGCCUCGAAAGAUCCGCCUUUCUUUCGCAAGCGUGCGCCGGCUACGUCUGUCUCCUCGUGCUGCAACACCCGGUAGGAGACACGGUCGUAAGGCUCCGCGACCUCGUUGGGCGCGAGGACCUGCAGGCGGCGAAGGAGGCGCACGCCGCCGGGCAGACAAACCUCCGCGGGGCGUUUCUUGAAGAGGCCGGCUACGCAGGUUUCUUUUGCAGCGCCUGCGACUGGUCGUUUCAACGCGAAAUGGAAUUCUUCUUUCCUUGCCUGGACAGGUGCCCAGUCGAGCGGACCUUCGCGCUCAUCAAGCCCGACGCCGUUGCCGCCGGGCUCUGCGAGGAGAUUGAAGAUGAAAUUCUCAACUGUGGACUGCGCAUCGUCUGCAAAAAGAGCCCUUUCUACGAGGACCUGCGGCUGCUCAUGACGAGUCCCGACGGAGUAGUGGCGAUGAUCCUCGAGGGGCAGGCCGCGAUACGGCGCUGGUGGCUUCUCUGCGGCCCGACAGACUCCGCAGUCGCGCGCCGCCUGGCGAAGCAGACGCUGCGAGGGCGUUUCGGCUGCGAUGCGACGCGCAACGUGGUGCAUGGCGCCGACUGCACCGCUCGCGUGAACCGAGAGGCAUUUUUGUUUUUCGAUAAAACCGACCUAGCCCUCGAGCGAACGUUCGCCCUCAUCAAGCCCGACGGCAUGGCGACGCCUGUCCGGCGGGCGAUCCUGAACGAAAUCGAGAAAAACGGCCUCGAAAUCAUUCGCCAGCGCGAGCUGGUGCUCACCGAAGAGGAUGUGUUCGCCCUGUACUCGCGGCACCGGGAGCGACCUUUCUUCAGUUCGCUCGUGGAGUACCUGACCACCCGCCCCUCGCUCGCGCUGGUGCUGAUGCGCGCCGGCGCUGUACGCAUCUGGCGACAUGCCGCGGGCGCGCGGGCGGCCUCGAGCGAGCGCGCGCCACGAACGAAGAGCCUUAGAGGCCGCUUUGCAGAGAACCCACUGAAGAACACGGUGCACGCCGCCUCCUCGCGGGAGCAGGCCGAACUCGCGAUCGCCCACGUCUUCCCAGAACUCCCAGUCUACCCUGCGCCAAAUGCGGAGUUCAUCCACGACUAUCUCUUUCGAAAAAGCGCGGCCGCCGGCAAGCACGUUGAAGCCGUCGCGCCGUCACGCACGCACAUCCCGCCAACUCUGCAGCUUCUCAUCUCAAAGGGCUUGGAGGAACUGUGUGCGGUGCGGCCUACGGGACUCGAAGCGGUUUCGUGGCUCGCUGACUGGCUGGAAAAGCACGCUGAAGAUAACAAAAAUCCAGGAAAAACCACCCCUGUCGAGCUUCCAGAGGAGCCGCGGCGCAAGGUGAUUGUCGUCUCGAAGGAGGCGAUGCCGCGCGUGCUGCCUGACGCGCUGCCGCAAGCGCCGUUCUUCGUCAGGCUCGUCGGCGCGCCGUUUUCGGGGAAGAAGUCGCUUGCAAAAAAACUCGCAAAGGAAACUGGAUUCCUGGUGCUUGACGUCGAGGACUUGGUGGCGGCGGAAAUCACCGCGAACUCCGCGUUGGGCGCGCUGCUGGCGAAGGCGGGCGGCGCCUCUGGAGCGCCCGCGGCGCUGCAAGCGAAGACGCUUUGCAAGGCGUUUUCUGAGAGACUCGACAACAAUUGCUUCAUCCUGCUCCACGCGAGCGCGUCCGCCGAAGACGCGAAAGCCGUCGACAGAGAGCUCGGCGCAGAGCCCGCCUUCACGCUGUUCCUCGACUGCCCACGAGAGCUGCUGCUCGCGAGGGCGCCCCAAGACGAACGCGCGCAAUGGGAACCGAAGAUAGACCAGAGUCUGCAGCAGCUCGCGCCGCUGACGCAGCACUACGAGCGCCUUGGACGGCUCUACGCAGUGGCUGCGUCACGCUCCACAGACGAGGUGUUUAGAGACGUCCGCGCACUCUUUCUGCCUGCCUUGACAUACCUCUUCGCGGCGCCUGGCCUCGAGACUGCAGCGAUCGAGGCUCACCUCGCGCGCGGCGGCGCGGAGCUCAUCGACGUGCUGCGGCUCCUGCGUGAGGCCGACAACUUCCCCAGUCUGUUCUCCGCCGGCGCUGCGCCUCCCGCCUCCGCCGUCUGCCCGCUAGUCGUCGACCGCCUGAAGGCCCUGCGAGCCAAAGGGCGCGACCAGUUUGUCAUCACGAAUUUUCCUUCCACGCUCAAGCAAGCCAAGUUCCUCGAAGCCCAAGUGCCUUGCACCAUCCGCGCGAUUCGCCUCGUUGCGGCGCGCUCGACUCUGAAGGUCUUAGCCGCGGGCUCAAGCAGACUCGCCCUGAAGGCACUCGAAACGCAGCGCCGCGCGUUCGCCUCGCAUGAAAUGAACGCCGUGUUUGCUGACUUGGAGGCUCGCGGCGUCCUGCAGAGCGUCUCCUGCGACUUCCUCUGCCAGUGUCCGCUGGCGGUCUCGCGGCGGUCAACCUCCUCCGGGCUCCUCGACGCGGUCUCCCCUUGCCUGAAGCCGCGCAUCACGCUCGUUGCCGGGCUGCUGGGCUGCGACUCUCACGCCCUCGCCCGCGCACUUUGCCAGAGCAGCGAAAAAACCAUUUUUCUCGACGUGGAGGCGCGCUUCGAGAGCGAGGCAGCGGAGAGGGCCUCCAGUUUCCAGGCGGUCACCGCGCCGUCGCCCGCGGAGGUCGUGGCCGCCGUGCGAGCGGCUCUUCACCAUACUAAGAUGGAAAGAGCCGUUUUGAUCAACUUGCCGGAGGCCUGGAGAGAGACGGAAUUCAAGCAGCUCUCCGCAGACGCCAUCGUCGAGCGCCUUGUCCGCGUCCGGGGCUUCGUCCACCUCGACACUGUGGCUAGUGGGGAGAGAGAUCCACACGCGCAUCUUUCCUUCGUGAAGGCACUCAGCAAGUUUUUCGCUCGAGAGCUCAAAGUCGUGGAGGUGAAGGCGACGAAGGACAGCACUCCGAAGGAGCUCGCUGAGCAAGUCAUGAGCUCGAUGGUCGCCGACGUAGUGGCCGUCGCAGCCCCUCCAACUGUCGAGACCCGCGCUCUCUUGGAGCACCUCCAAGAGACUUUCGGCUACAAGCUGCUUCCCGAUAUGAGCGCGAUCCUGAAGUCCGCGAAAAAAGGUGAAAAGCUGCCUCCGAAGAAACUCGCGGCGCUGCUUGAGAACCCCGACGAAUGUGCCUCGUGUCUGUCCGCCACGCUCGCCACAGACCCCAACCUCCGCGGCUCGGGCUGUAUUCUGAUCGGCUUUCCAAACACAGUCGAGCAGGCCGCGGCUCUUAUCAAGCACGGCGUCACACUGCAGAAAUACAUCCAAGUCGAUGUGGAUAUGGAGACAGUUCUGCAGCGCCUGCAAGACGAAAAGCAGGGCGUCGACCCUCGAGACGACCUCGAGGGAGAGCUGAACGCCUACUACGCGAAAGCAGAGGCGCUGGGGAGGUUCUUCGAGGCCCGCGGGCAGCUUGUCAAGCUCGCCGACGGGUCGCCGGGGAAGAGGAUUUCGAGCGUCUUCACCCCGCGCGUGUUUCUGUUUCCCUCCUCGCAUUUGAAGCCUGCGCUGGCGCAGGACGUGAGCGACCUCGUCGCCAAGAAGCGGCGCGCGAUAAUCCUCGACGUCAACCAGAUGCUCGUCCCAGAGCUUCGAGGCAACGCGACUGCAGAGGACAUCUUACGCGAUUUAGCGACCGUCGCACCGAGAGACUUGCUCGCACACAGGAACGGCAACGCAGACAUCGUCCGCUUGAUCAGCGAAGAACUCCAGAGAUUCCCCAUGCAAAAUGUCCUCAUCUGCGGCUUCCCGUUCGCGCCACUCGACGCUUUCGAGUCGGGGGGCUUCGGGCAGCUUCUCCAGUUGAAAGAAGUUUGUGAAAUCCAAGGCCUCGUUUUGCUCGACGUUCCUGCAAGCGCGUUUGGCGCCUUUGGAUGCGCGUGUGACCUCAUUGAGACCCUCGGCCUCUCAGUUUCGCAAGUGAUUCAACACAGCUGGGCCGUCAACGAUCUCCUUCUUUCUUUUCUCGGAGGGAAACUGAAAGACGAAAUUCGGCUCACGCUCCAGAGCGACGAUACAAUCCAAGAAAUCAAGAGGAAGAUCAAGCAACAGCUGCAGGCCACAGAAGAGGAGGCCGCAUCCUGA